Colias croceus (clouded yellow) is the source of this 2934-nucleotide messenger RNA. RefSeq names its product SWI/SNF-related matrix-associated actin-dependent regulator of chromatin subfamily A containing DEAD/H box 1 homolog (gene Etl1). The coding region runs from base 128 to 2746 and encodes 872 amino acids. NCBI's taxonomy places the organism in Eukaryota, Metazoa, Arthropoda, Insecta, Lepidoptera, Pieridae. The transcript has 15 exons. The record is from RefSeq and is a predicted model, not a curated record. Gene Ontology annotation, molecular function: DNA binding; ATP binding; chromatin binding. Gene Ontology annotation, cellular component: nucleus.
GUGUUGUUUCCGUGGUCAUUCGGUAUGGUGUGAAUCUUCUUUCCCGUUUUUUAUAAAAAGUUCUGUAAAAAAGUUUAUUUUUUAUCACAUAAAAUCUUUCAAUAUUUGAAACGUGUAGAUAAACACGAUGUCUGAUAGUACUAGCCCUAGCGUUUUAAGUUAUUUAAGGCAGUACAGGUUUCAGAGAAAACCUACACCUGGCUCCAGUGGAACGGUCACAGUCGUAACACCAUCAAGUUCUCAAAAUCAGAUAAGAAUGCCAGCACCAAAUUCGUCAAAUACAACAGGACAAGUGGUCUACAAACGCAUCAGAGUGUUGGACUCAGAUUCCGAUGAUGCAGGCACACCAGCUAAGAAACCUGCCACUGUAGAACUCACAACUGCCGUUAAGGAGAGACGGUUUAGAAAUAUGCUGGAAAUGUUCCCUGAUAUUUCACCUUUGUUUGUAAAAAACACCCUAGUUAAACACGGUUGGAAUGAAGAGAGAUCUCGAGAUGAACUCUUAAAACACGAUCCAGAAACCAAUGAAAAGCCAGCAACAUCUCAGUUUUUUGGCUCUCGGCCGGGUUUCACGGGCUUGGCGCGAGUUAACGGAACAACGAUUAUUCGUGUUACUAGUGGACCGACGGGGAUUGUUCGGAAACCUUUAGCGGCGAAGGGUGGCAGGGCGAGACGGGGCAGUAGUGGUAGCGAGGACGACGACUAUGGUGUUAGGAAAGGGAAGGACGACAAAGUUUAUGAUAGUGAUGAUUCAGACAAUGAGGUGACAGACGACCUUGUGGGCGAUAAGCGCAAAGUGUUCGAGUUCCUCAACACGAGCAGUCCCAGUGAGCUGUUGUUGCUCAGUGGGUGCUCACAGAAGAAAGCCGAAGCUAUUGUAGCGCAGAGACCGUUUAAGGGAUGGUUAGAUAUGGUAGAAAAAUUCAACAACAACAAAAUGUUAAGUACGGAGCUGUUAAAUUCAACGCAAGAACUGCUCUGCACCAGGAACAAUAUACAGCGUUUAAUGAAGAAGUGUGUGGGUUUGGCGCAGCAGCUCGAGUCUGCGGUGGCUGCGGGGGCUGGUCGGCUAAAACAACCUGGUAUAUUGGAUUCUAGUUUAAAACUAGCUCCCUACCAACUUGUGGGCUUAAACUGGCUAGCCGUGUUGCACAAGCAAGGAGUCUCCGGUAUAUUAGCAGACGAGAUGGGCUUAGGGAAGACGGUGCAAGUGAUAGCCUUCCUCGCUCACUUGAAGGAGACUGGACAGGCUAAGGGCACGCAUUUGAUUGUCGUGCCUGCUUCUACUUUAGAUAAUUGGAGUAGUGAAUUAGCCCGCUGGUGUCCAUCCCUCACAGUUAGCAAAUACUACGGCCAUCCAGAAGAGAGACGCUUACUGCGUAUUGAAUAUGCAAAGCACUUACAUAAUUAUGAUAUUGUACUUACCACAUACACAAUGGUGAGCAGUUGUCCGGAAGAACGCAAAAUGUUCCGCAUCACACCGAUGCAUUAUGUUGUUUAUGACGAGGCGCAUAUGCUCAAAAAUAUGUCUACGCAACGAUAUGAUAAUCUAUUAAAAAUUAAGUCAAAACAUAGGCUAUUGCUAACUGGGACUCCGCUGCAGAACAAUCUCAUCGAAUUAAUGUCACUACUAUGCUUCGUGAUGCCGCACAUGUUCUCCGGAAAGACUGAUGAUUUGAAGAAUUUAUUCCAGAAGAACGCUAAAGCGAAAACAACAAAAAAGGCAAGCGGUAACACAGAAGAAGACGUGCCAGCGUUCGAACAGAGUCAGAUCACGCAAGCGAAACGUAUCAUGAAGCCGUUUGUGUUACGAAGGCUUAAGCAGGACGUGCUACAAGAUCUACCGAAGAAAACUAAUCACAAGGAAUUGUGUCCAAUGUCGGAGAGACAGCAAUCGUUGUAUAAGAAUCUCAUCGCUGCGUUCUCGGCUACGGACGGCAUGGUGCACGCAACAACAGAACAAAGCGGCAUGUCCAUGAUGAUGGACAUGCGCAAGCUUGCCAACCAUCCCCUGCUUCUCCGAUACCAUUAUCGGGAACCGGAGCUAAGGAAGAUUGCCACCAGGCUCGCUAGAGACCCGGACUAUAAGGAGAGGAACGAGCAGUAUUUGUUUGAAGAUCUGCUGUGCAUGUCUGACUUUCAGAUACACCAGCUGACUAGGCAGUAUGCGUGUAUAAAAUCCUUUGCCGUACCAUCCCACCUCAUAGAAGACUCCGGAAAGUUCCUUAAACUAGACGAGAUGCUGCCAAAGCUGCAAGCGGAGGGACACCGAGUGCUGAUCUUCAGCCAGUUCACCAUGAUGCUGGACAUCCUGGAGCCCUACAUGCAGCUGAGGAACUAUCGAUACCUGAGGCUCGAUGGGAGUACUGCUGUUAAUGAAAGACAAGAUCUCAUAGACCAAUACAACACAGAGGAUAUAUUUGUGUUCUUGCUAUCCACAAAAGCAGGUGGACUUGGCAUUAACCUGACUGCGGCAGACACAGUCAUUAUACAUGAUAUAGACUUCAACCCUUAUAACGAUAAACAGGCUGAGGACAGAUGCCACCGCAUGGGUCAGACCCGUCCUGUGACAAUCUACCGCCUCCUGAGUGCGGGCACCAUCGAGGAGGGGAUCUACCAGGUGGCUCAAGAGAAGCUCACCUUGGAGAAACAUGUCACUGGGGUUGAUGAAAACGAGCCAACAGAACAGAAGAACGUAGUGCGACUCCUGUCAGCCGCGCUGGGUUUGACGUCACCAAACAAAUGAUGUUCAACCAAAAGUGGUGUCGUCGUCAUUGACUAGACCAAGUGUCCAAGUGUUUAGUGGAUUUUAAAUAAAUAACUCUUGUGCAUUUGACAUAAUAAGUGAAAAAUUGUGAUGCUCCCACCAAAUGUGACAGUUCAAGUGUAGUGUAAAGUGAGGUAAAUAAGGUAAUAAAAUACUGGAAUUAUUCA